AUGACUGGUGUUGCAGGACCUCAGACCGUGGAUCCUCAAACAUUACAACAAAAGCUCGAUGAAUUCGACACGACGCCACUUUUCAUGAAAUCUCUCCCCGAAGAUGCUCCAAGCAAUCCAACGAUAGCAGCCUUACAGAGCCUGGCCUACGAAGGACCUCCGGAUGAGGUUGCUGAUAACUUCAGGGAACAAGGGAAUGAAUACUUCAAAGGGAAAAAGUACCGAGAAGCUCUGAGUUUCUAUAAACAGGGUAUUGAAGCCAAGCCGACGGAUAUCGUUUUGAAAGAAAAGCUCCUGUGUAACAUGGCUGCGUGUAAUUUAGCCCUUCAUAAUUAUGGUUCAGUGUUGAGGGAUUGUGCUAAUGCUUUGACCGUCAAUCCUAGAUCAUUAAAGGCACAUUAUCGGUCGGCACAGGCUCUAUUGGAGCUGGAGCGUCUUGAAGAGGCAAUCGAUUGCUGUAAACGUUCUCUGGCGAUCCGGGAAGAGAAAGAAAUGAGAGCUCUGCUUGAAAAGGCCGAGAAAAAUAAAUCCGAAAAGGAACGAAAGGAGAAAGAGAAGAACGAACGGAUACGAAAGGAGAGGUUGAUCAAAUUCGGGCUUAAGCAAUCUCUCCAGAAACGAAACAUUCUUGUCAAUUCACAACCUAAUGCCCCCCCUCCAGAUAACUACCCUUACUUCGAUCCAGAAGAUCCAACCUACAAAUCUCUCAUCAUCCCAGUUCACCUCGAGUACCCAGAACACGGUACAUACGAUGUCAUACCCGAAUUCGUUGAGCACACGCCCUUCUCAGCACACCUAGAAGUCAUGUUCCCCCCAAAAGGUCAAUCGCCUACAUGGGAUAGACGAGGAACCUACGUGGAAGGAUCAUUGGUCGUUUAUGCGAUCACUAAGCGAAAACGGCUUCUGAAGGUCGGGAAAAACAUGACAUUACGGGAUAUCUGUAAUGCCGCCAUGCCCAAGGACGGUGCUGUCGAUGGUCUGGAACUGAACGAUGGGCAUUUGACAUUCGCGAUCCUGGUGAAGGGAGACUUUGAGAAGCAAUGGAUUGAAGAUUUCAAGCGGCUACGAGCAACGAAAUCUUGA
Molecule: messenger RNA, 1083 nt
Organism: Marasmius oreades (fairy-ring Marasmius)
Lineage: Eukaryota; Fungi; Basidiomycota; Agaricomycetes; Agaricales; Marasmiaceae
Exons: 4
Coding region: 1-1083 (360 amino acids)
Molecular function (GO): Hsp90 protein binding
Source: RefSeq, a predicted model, not a curated record